GGCGGGGCGCUCGUCCUCAUUUCUCGCUUUGUCGCAGUGCAGCGGCCUUCUGGCCGCGCCGCCGCCCGCUUUCCUCCGCACCGCCGUUCCGCCCCGCCCCUCCGCGUCUGGUCGCCUAGCAACCGGAGGAAAUUGGGCCUAGCGCCACGUCCUCGGCGGGCGAGCCUCGGAGCCGGGUGGGCCUCUUCGGAGGGGCGCACCGGGAAGGCGGCGGUGUGAAGAAGGUAUUGUGGGGAAGGAGGCAACCCCCGUACACACGACCCGAGCCGCAUUAUCUCCAGGUUAAAUUUUUCCAGCUGGCUUUUUAUAAAGCCUGACAACUUUCAGCCACAGAAGUAAUGAAUCAUGCAGUGUCCCAACCUCUGAAAAGAAAUGUGUGUUCUGUUAAUGCUCCUGAACCAUUCCGUAUGCAUAUUGCUAUCAAGCCAAGGGUUCCACCAUGUGUUAUUGGUGUGGCAGCUGGAUUUCAAGAAACAAGGUCAUCCAUAAAAGUUGGAAGCGAGCCUAUGAUAGACAGAAAAGCUCACAUCAGUAAAUCUUUUCAGGAAUGCUUAGGUGAAGAGAACGGCUAUUUGGGAAUGUAUAAAACCUUACAGAAGGAAAAUCAGCAACUCAAAAAAACACUAAAAGAAAAGGAUUUGAUUAUAACAAGAUUAAUGAAGAUUAUUGAAAACCAGGUUACCAAGUAUAACAAAGCAAUUGAAUUAGAAAAAGAACAUCAGAAAGAGACUGAAAGGCGAUUAGAGGAGUCGGAGCGCUUAGUCAAGGAGCAGAUCCAGUUGCUAGAUGACACCAUAAGACAUUACACGAAAAUCAUUCAAGAACAGCACACACAGCAUGCAGAGCUGAUAUCUGAAAUGAAAAAGCAGAAUGAGGCUGAUAUAAGGUGCAGAGAAGAAAAGAUUGCCAAGCUGAAACAAUACAUUUCUGAGACUUUCGAAGAAAAAUCCCGCGAACAUCAACAGCAGAUAGAUGAACUGAUGAGAGAAAUAAAUAAAUUCAUGGAGAUGUCACACAUUCUUAAAACAUGAAAAAGAAUUGGGCUCAAAAAAGGAAUCUGAAAAGAUCAAGAAGUAAAUCAUAUCUCGAGAGAUCUUUGAGCGGGUCUGAAAAGAAUACUCACCCUGCUUCGGUAACUUAACAAAAGCACCAAACACUAUAUUAAUGCAUAUAAACAGACAAAAGUUUUACAUCGUGUCCGAUCCCUGCCUGGAUUGCUCUGAACUUUAUGGAAAGCUAAAUUCAAGAAACUGUGUCUGCAGUUCAGAUGGUGUGAGAUGAUGAUUCAAUCGGCAUUGUGACAACUUAAGUAACCCUGGGUUUAGCACCUUCCACGUACUUAUGAUAUUGGGCCUGUCCACACUGUGAAAUUUUGAUCCAGCUGUUUCUAUUUUAACUCAGGUACCUGUCCUUGAAGGCAGAAUAGUGUGUUAUUUUGCAUCUCAAUGAAUCGUCCCAAAAAGACUGCACUCCAUAACCCUGUGCCAGAAAGAUGCGACCAGCUCUUAAAGGCAAAAUAUGUAUUAUUUUAAGUAGAAACACAAGUGGACAAGUUCUUCUUUUUUCUGUGCUAAACAGUGCUAUCAGGGAACCAUAUAUCAUAACUAUAUGCCAGUAUGGACAGGCUCACUGAUAAGUGGGGAAAAAUACUAUUUUCAGAUUAGUUGUUAAAAGGAGUUCAGUCAUUGCCAAGGAUAAAGGUAGGAUCACUUGUUCUGGGAGAUAACCUAUGUAUCGACUAGAGAUGGGCACAAACUUGUUUGUCCUGGUUUGUAGGCUCAAACAGCCACUCACCAGGCCC
Molecule: messenger RNA, 1801 nt
Organism: Pogona vitticeps (central bearded dragon)
Lineage: Eukaryota; Metazoa; Chordata; Lepidosauria; Squamata; Agamidae
Source: RefSeq, a predicted model, not a curated record